Molecule: messenger RNA, 382 nt
Organism: Dictyostelium purpureum
Lineage: Eukaryota; Evosea; Eumycetozoa; Dictyosteliales; Dictyosteliaceae
Exons: 1
Source: RefSeq, a predicted model, not a curated record
AUGUCAGAAAGAAAUAAUAAUAAUAAUUCAAAAAUAAUAAUUGAAAAUGAUGAAGAAGUUGUGUUUAUUGAAGAAAAUAAUGAUGGUAAUACAGAAAAUAAUGAUAUUGUAAAUGAUAUAAAAGAAAGAAUUAAAGAAGUUAAUUUUGACGAAUUUGACGAAACUGAAAUUGUAAAUACUGGUAAAGAAUUAAUCAAACAAUCAAAUGUAUUAUUAAGUGAAAUUAAAGAAUUGGAGAGUGGCAAAGAGCUUUUCCAACACAGCAAAGCAUUCGUAGAUACAGUAAUAAAGAAGCAAGAAGCCAAAGAACUAAUGGAAAAAGGUUUAUCAAUGCUAAAUGAAGUUAAAGAGAACAGAGAGGCCCAAGCAUUAAUUGGAGAGU